AUAAAAUCAAACUCAAAGAGGAAGAAUACUUGUAAUUUAGCAAAGAAUAACCAGAAGUCUCUAUAAUGAAAUUUCAGGCGCGGCGGCGCCGAUAACUUUAAACUGGUUGCAAUUAGUAACGUAAUUGUGCAAGUACGGAGCGGUCAACAUAAUCUACAGCUAAAGUUGUUUAAAUGUAAAAAGCAAAAGAUAAUCAUUGUCUUAAUCAUGUCAUGCAUGUUUCUCUUUCUCUUUCUCUAUAUAUAUACUAACCAAAUUCCCAAAUCCUAUUAUAUGUUGUUCAUUUCUAUCAAUACAAAACUCAAUCAACAAUGACAGCAACAAAACAAAGCUCUUAUUUUCCUACCAUCAUCUUCUUUUUUAUUACAUUUUGUUGCUUCAAUAUUAGCAAUUCUAAUGGUCGCUCAUUAUCAGAGAAGUUAACGUGGAAACGACUAAUAAUUGUCGAUCAGUCAGGCGAAGAAGGCGAUCAUAAAACAAUACAAGCUGCAAUCGAUGCAGUUCCAUCGAACAACGUAGACUCCACACUUAUCCUAGUUAAACCUGGAAUGUACAAGGAAAAAGUUACCGUACCUGAAGAUAAGCCUUUUAUAAUGCUUAGCGGAAGAAAUGCCGAAAAUACUACUAUCACAUGGGAUGAUAGUGGCGAUAUUUACACGUCUCCUACUCUCUCUGUCUUUGCUUCUGAUUUUACGGCGCGUUACCUUACUAUUCAGAAUACAUAUGGACCGGGGGAGAAAGCAGUUGCGUUGAGGGUAUCGAGCGAAAGGGCAGAGUUUUAUGCAUGUAGGUUUAUUUCAUAUCAAGAUACACUUUUGGACGAGCAAGGAAGCCAUUUUUACAGCAAUUGUUAUAUUGAAGGAGGGACAGAUUUCAUUUGUGGCAAUGCAGCUUCUCUUUUCCAAAAAUGUCGUAUACAUUCAGUUUCAGAGAUAAGUGGAGCAAUAACGGCACAACGAAGGAUGAAGUUGGGAGAAGACACGGGAUUUUAUUUCGUGGAUUGCAGAGUUACGGGUAUAAAAAGUUGCACGUUGGGAAGGCCAUGGGGACCGUACUCUAGAGUUGUGUUCGUCAACAGUUAUAUGUCUAAUGUUGUAAAUCCUAAUGGUUGGGAUGAUUGGGGAAAACCAACCACUCACAGUUCGGUGUAUUAUGGUGAAUACAAAUGUUAUGGACCGGGAGCAAACAGAUCCAAAAGAGUUCAGUGGUCGCUACAUCUCACUAAUGAACAAGCCACUGCUCUUAUUACUAAGACCAUGAUUACUGCCAAAUCACGGAUCAAAUAUUAAGAAUUAUGUACAAAUUAUUUAGCUACAGUGUAGUAAUUACUACGUCUUCACGAUUGAUCAAUGUACAUCUAUCAGAUUUUUUGGUUAAUUAAUUGGUUGUACAUAUACAUAUAUAUUCAUUGAAUUGAUACAUUACUUUUUUAUA
Spinacia oleracea (spinach) is the source of this 1434-nucleotide messenger RNA. Its product is annotated as putative pectinesterase 11. The transcript has 3 exons. The coding region runs from base 312 to 1289 and encodes 325 amino acids. Gene Ontology annotation, biological process: cell wall modification; pectin catabolic process. The record is from RefSeq and is a predicted model, not a curated record. Gene Ontology annotation, molecular function: pectinesterase activity. NCBI's taxonomy places the organism in Eukaryota, Viridiplantae, Streptophyta, Magnoliopsida, Caryophyllales, Amaranthaceae.